UAAAGCAGAUCAUAAUUCGAAAGAUCCUUUCUUCAAAGUUGAAUUUGCUACAACUUCGAAGCAUCAACAACCAGUCGAUUGAAUCUGCAAUCCAGUACAACAUACCGCAGUUUACCGAAUAUCCGCACUAUAUAAAAUUCCGGAUUCUGAUUCUCGAUCAAAGCAACGAUAACCUCGACCGAUAAAAUGGCAUUCAACACAAUCUUUUUGAUCCUGACCAUCACCUCCUACGCUCUGACAAUGCCGGUUCAGGUCGCCGACGACAGGCAUUGGGCUGUUGCUGAAACCUCAACCCAAGGCGAUGUCAGUCAAGAUUUUGCCGGGUUGCAAGAAGAAGGAACAACCGCGAUAGUCAGCCAAGAAGAUUCUACAAUCGCGUCUACGACUCUUGUGCCUCUCGUUGGCCAAGACCUGGAAAAACGCAGCGUCGAAGUGGUACCGAAGGCUAACGAGGACCUCGAAACCGCGGCCGGAACCAAUCUGCUCCGACCUCUUUUCGUCUACCGUCAGCAAGUCGCCUACCGGCAGCGCAUCAGGAACGCGAGACGCCGUGGUAGCCGCUUCUUUUGAAGCCUCUUCGACAUCCUUAAUUCUGUACUGAUCGAAGGACAAUUAACCGGGAAUAUUCGCCAGGACGGCAUAAACAAUUCAUAUCCUAAGAGCACGGGGUGCUGGACCCUGAUAUUAAGGAAGUUGGACUGGCUUUUGACCAUGCACAUCACGCCGGCGCGAUACUGUUUCUAAGGCUUGAAAGUCCUAGCUUGCAACUGGCCGAAGGACCGAGAUUAUGAAGUAGAAGACCUACACCAGGCACAGGAGCGCUCUCUUGCCACGUAAUAUAUCCAUUACCAUUUAAACGAGGAAUCAGCUUCCCCCUUGGUUUUAAAUCAAACACUUUAAAUAAUCUUGAAAAGAGGAAGAUCUGGGGGAAGCGUUCACGUUUUGGUACGCCACAUACGUGUGGCACGUUAGUUUUUUAAAAUUGAUUUUUUUUUCUUCCUUUUACUAACGUUAUAAGCAUUGUAGGACGAACACUGCACCGGCUAGCCUCUAUUGCUAGUCAUAUUGCAGUGCGAAAUAACAGACGUGGAUUACACCGGGUUGUUUCCGUGAUGCACCUCGUAGUGACCCCUAAUUGUCGGCAAAUCGGGGUACGUAUCCACUCUGAGCAGCUCCGAGUUCCCCAGCCGCGUGCUAACAAAAGAGCAUCGGAGCCGCUCAGAGUGGAUAUGUACCCUGAUUUGCCUGUAAUUAGGGGUCUUCAUGGGGCGCAUCACGGAAGUCAUCCGGUAUAUGCUAUCAGUGGUAUUUGUGUGUCCAAUACAUCAAUUCCCUGAAAGUAUUUGACGUGAAAAUAAAAGAUCUCGAAGUAGAAUGUAUAUUUGGUUAGAAAUUAGAUACAGUUUUGCAAUAUUUUUCGUAUCAC
Neodiprion fabricii is the source of this 1426-nucleotide messenger RNA. RefSeq lists its product as uncharacterized. NCBI's taxonomy places the organism in Eukaryota, Metazoa, Arthropoda, Insecta, Hymenoptera, Diprionidae. The record is from RefSeq and is a predicted model, not a curated record. Bases 187 to 570 code for a protein of 127 amino acids. The transcript is spliced from 2 exons.